GCGGAGUGGGGCUUAGUGCAGACCGCCAGGCCCCGGCAACCCGGUGCGGAGCGACACUGCCGUCCAGUGGGGGCCGGAGGGCAGUGGAGGCGCCGGAGGCGAUGCCGCGGCCGGGGAAGAGCUCGUACAGCGACCAAAAGCCGCCCUACUCGUACAUCUCGCUGACCGCCAUGGCCAUCCAGCACUCGGCCGAGAAGAUGCUGCCGCUGAGCGACAUCUACAAGUUCAUCAUGGAGCGCUUCCCCUACUACCGCGAGCACACGCAGCGUUGGCAGAACAGCCUGCGCCACAACCUCUCCUUCAACGACUGCUUCAUCAAGAUCCCGCGGCGGCCGGACCAGCCCGGCAAGGGCAGCUUCUGGGCGCUGCAUCCCGACUGCGGCGACAUGUUCGAGAACGGCAGCUUCCUGCGGCGCCGAAAGCGCUUCAAGGUGCUGCGCGCGGAACACACUCACCUGCACGCGGGGAGCACCAAGGGCGCGCCAGGCGCCGGGCCCGGAGGGCACCUUCACCCCCACCACCCGCACCACCCGCACCACCACCACCACCACCACCACGCGGCCGCGCACCAUCACCACCACCACCACCACCACCCGCCCCAACCGCCGCCGCCCCCGCCGCCGCCGCCGCACAUGGUGCAUUAUUUCCAUCAGCAGCCUCCUCCCGCCCCGCAGCCGCCGCCGCCGCACCUUUCGUCGCAGCCCCCGCAGCAGCCGCCCCAGCAGUCGCAGCCUCAGCCGCCGUCCCACCCCGGCAAGAUGCAGGAGGCGGCAGCGGUGGCGGCGGCGGCUGCGGCAGCGGCGGCGGCGGCCGUGGGCAGCGUGGGGCGCCUGUCGCAGUUCCCACCCUACGGGUUGGGCUCAGCGGCCGCCGCCGCCGCUGCCGCAGCAGCGUCCACGUCGGGCUUCAAGCAUCCGUUCGCCAUCGAGAACAUCAUCAGCCGAGACUACAAGGGCGUGCUUCAGGCCGGCGGGCUGCCCUUGGCGUCCGUCAUGCACCACCUGGGUUACCCCGUGCCGGGCCAGCUUGGCAACGUGGUCAGCUCCGUGUGGCCGCACGUGGGCGUUAUGGAUUCGGUGGCCGCGGCCGCCGCCGCCGCCGCCGCGGCGGGGGUCCCUGUGGGUCCAGAGUAUGGGGCUUUCGGCGUGCCGGUCAAGGCCCUGUGCCACUCGGCAAGCCAGAGCCUGCCUGCGGUGCCGGUGCCCAUCAAGCCCACCCCUUCGCUGCCGCCGGUGGCCGCGCUGCCUCCGACCCUCACCGUCCCCGCGGCCGCUCAGCAGCCGCCGGCGCCGUCCACCGCGUGCCCUGCUGCUGCGGCCUCGCCUGCCACCUCCCUGCUGGAGCCCACCGCCCCGAGUGCGGCCGAGAGCAAGGGCAGCUCCCUGCACUCGGUGCUGGUGCACUCGUAG
This is a messenger RNA of Mustela erminea (ermine), 1409 nucleotides long. It is a transcript of the gene FOXB2, whose product is annotated as forkhead box B2. Lineage: Eukaryota; Metazoa; Chordata; Mammalia; Carnivora; Mustelidae. Gene Ontology annotation, molecular function: DNA-binding transcription factor activity, RNA polymerase II-specific; RNA polymerase II cis-regulatory region sequence-specific DNA binding. The record is from RefSeq and is a predicted model, not a curated record. The transcript has a single exon. Gene Ontology annotation, biological process: cell differentiation; regulation of transcription by RNA polymerase II; anatomical structure morphogenesis. The coding region runs from base 102 to 1409 and encodes 435 amino acids.